Messenger RNA from Alternaria arbusti, 2508 nucleotides. RefSeq lists its product as uncharacterized. The record is from RefSeq and is a predicted model, not a curated record. The coding region runs from base 1 to 2508 and encodes 835 amino acids. The transcript has a single exon. NCBI's taxonomy places the organism in Eukaryota, Fungi, Ascomycota, Dothideomycetes, Pleosporales, Pleosporaceae.
AUGUAUCAUUCCGAGCUGACGGACUUCCUGCUCGGGAAUAAUAAGGACCCAGAAUACCGUAUUGCCAGACGAGGAGUUCCCAACCAUCGCACCCAAUUCCGUACCCAGGUGUUGAAGGUCAUCAAUGAUCCCAGCUUUCAACAAAUUAAAAGAGCUCGAAAGGCUGCGAGAAGUUUCAGCUACGAACGACUCAAUUUUAAGGACAGCGGUAGCCAAGUUCGCCUCCUACGCAUACACCCACAGCGCAUCGAAGAGCCCGUAGUUUGCGAGCUUUACGUCGUGGACUUGGAGUCGGUGAAGAACAAAUUCGAAGCCCUAUCCUACGUUUGGGGUGACGGCGAACUUGAUCAAAUCAUAUCAAUUCACUGCGUUGAGAUUGACGAACAGAACCACCUUCAAUGUGGACCAGCUCAAGAUUUCGCUGUCCGAACGAAUUUACAUCAAGCCUUGAAGAACGUACGUCAUACCACGAAGUAUAUCAAUCUUUGGGUGGAUGCCAUAUGCAUAGAUCAAAGGGAAAAUUCGCGUGCUACCGCGGAGAAGGAUAUGCAAUUGUCCAUGAUGAGCAAGAUCUACAACUCCGCCAAAAGUGUGUGUAUAUGGCUUGGAGAUCGCGACGAGCAAACAAGCAAAGCUCUCAGCUUCAUUCAAGAGAUCAGCAAUUUCGAGCAGCUCGAAGCAUGCCUUCGUAGCGGUGAUGAUGUCACAAUCGGCCAAUGGAGAACGCUUAUCAAAACCCUGCAAGAGACGCAGUGGUUCAGUCGACGUUGGAUCAUACAAGAGAUCGCCUCAGCACGAAGUGCUUCGGUUCAUUGCGGAGACCACGUGGUGCACUGGGAUGAUCUCGCGGUUGCCAUUUCAAGUUUGGAAGAGAACCAAGCAAUGUUGGAACGGAACUUCUCUUCAAAGGCGAUAUUCGCCCAGGUGUCACCUCUGAGCGCAACUCAGCUGGUCAGAUCCUUGACACAAGUCUGCCGACAGUAUGACGACGGAGAGAUAGCGGAAAGGCUGCUCGAUCUUGAGACUCUUGUCUGCACUUUCCAACAAUUUCAAGCCAGGUUUCCCGAGGACGUCAUCCAUUCGGUACGAGCUCUCGCAUCCGAUCCGCCAGGGUCAAAAGAAUCUGACCUUAGCAUGGACAGCAUGACGAGUACUCCAGAUCUGUUCAUCGCAUUUGUGCAUCGUUGCAUUGAGCGAUCAGGCUCCCGAGACAUCAUCUGUCGACAUUGGGCCCCACCAGUGACUGACAACUUAGGCGAACGUAUUCGGCUACCUUCAUGGAUAUCAGAGCUCACGAAUCGUCCAUUUGGUUUGCCAGGCACGUCUCAUGAGAGGCAAAAUGGCGAAAACUUCGUCGCUAUAUCUCCUAUUUAUCCACACCGCGGGUGGAAGCAGUACAAUGCAUCAGGAGAUUGGAAAGCUGAGCAGGACGAGCAGUUCAGCCAGAGAAAUCGACGGACUAGAGAGUCAGUAGCAUAUACUCGAAGGUCAACUGGCCCCUUUGCUGUAUUUACCCCUUCGAAGGACAUCAACGGUACAGUGCCGGCCGAUGACGACGAUGCCCAGUCUUACCAAACUACCGGUUCCGAAGUUGGCUCGAAUGCCAACACGGAGGAUGAGUUCCCAUCGCGCGAUCUUAUACAAGAGCCUCGCCCACUAUUGCAUAGGGGUAUUAGCUUCAGGCCUGUGGAGGAAGCUACCACACCAAACAACGUUCCUUCAAGUAAAGGUCACAAGCGUUCUGCAACUGCCCCUUCACGAGGAGGAAGUAAAGGAGAAGUUUCCUGGAGUCCGAUCUCAUCUGCUUCAAUCAAACCGAUAGCCGUCAAAACCUACAUACAAAAGUUCAAACAAGAGUUGCAUCACACACAGCGUGUUGGAUAUCUGAACGUCCCAGGUUUCGUUUUGGGUACCGUUGAGAGCCGAUCGGAUAAGAUGCGAGAGGGUGUUAUACCGGGUGAUUGGAUAGCGAAGCUGAGGCAGGACGGUAACCACCGAAGAGCUACCGUUCCUGAUCGUUUAUGGCGAACACUUGUUGCCGACCGCACUGAGAAUGGCAGCAAUCUGCCGGAAUGGUACAAAAAAGCGUGUCUUCACUGUCUUGAAGACUCGCGCUUCGUCAACAGCCAAGGAGAUCUGAACACCAAUAAAUCACUUUCAGAUAGCCUUCCCGAUAGCAUGACCUCAAAAUACCUGGAGAGGGCCAAGAGCGUAGUCUGGAGGCGUCGCUUCAUUCAAUUGCAAGUGAAAACAGCUGAUGGGAGCGAGACGGUAUACGGACUGGGCCCCGAGAACUGCAAGAAAGGCGAUAUCACAUGCAUCAUCAGUGGUUGCACGGUGCCUGUCAUACUGAGGAAGAUUGAAGAACCUUCAAUGGAUACUCCUGACGGAUCUGCAGGUGCGUUUACUCUUAUAGGCGAAGCUUACGUACAUGGGAAGAUGAACGGGGAAGCUGUGAAAGACCAUGAGUUCAUCAAAAAGCUUAAGAAGACGUUUGAGCUAAGAUGA